Molecule: messenger RNA, 1872 nt
Organism: Closterium sp. Naga37s-1
Lineage: Eukaryota; Viridiplantae; Streptophyta; Zygnematophyceae; Desmidiales; Closteriaceae
Source: the annotation of a GenBank genome assembly
AUGUCUAGUCCUACAUCAUACGUCACGGCCAUUUGGAAGCGCGAGGGAGGCAAGCGGAAGAGCUACGGGACGGGAGGCUGCGAGGAGGAGGAGGAGGCAGUGGCAGUGAUUGCUGGAGUGCUGAGGGAGAAAUUCGGGCCUCAGAUUGUGAAAGAGGAGUUGGAGGAGUGGGGGAGUGGGAUACGAAGCACCGAAGGCGACGAGGGGGUGGGGAGAUUGAAAGAGAAGGAGGAGGGGGAUGAGGAGGAGGAGGAGGAAGUGGAGGAGGAGGAGGAGGAAGCAGAAGUAGAACCGUGUGAAGAGGACGCACCACCCACCACAUCUCCUUCCACGCACCCUCCUCCACUGAACAGCCGGCGGGUCGUAUCUCGCUCCGCCCUCCUCUCCCUCUACCGCUUUUUCUCCUCCCACCUCGGCAUCUCCUCCCCUUCCACUGUCGCUGCCCUUCUCGCCUCCAAACCCCAACUCCUCCGCUCCAAUCCCGCCAAUGAUUUCCUGCCACGUGUCCGUCUCCUCCAGUCAUAUGGCAUUUCUAAUGCUGACGUCACGCACAUGACUUUGAUAGCUCCAGCCUGGCUCCGCUCCUCCCUGCAACGGAUUCAGAAUAUGCUUGAUUUUCUUUUAGCUAAAGGGAUUCGCCGUAGCAGAUUGGGUAUGGUGCUCCGACGUGGUCGCAACCUACUCUGCUGUGAGGCUCGUUCAACGAACCUGGACAUUUUGGUGGAGAGAGCAGGGGUUCCUGUAGACAAGCUGAGUGUGAUUAUAGAGAAAUGCCCGUCCAUCUUGACUCAGAGCAAAGAGGCGGUGAGUUCUCAGCUCGGAACGUUAUCAUCUUUUUUUAAAGCGACUUCUGGAGGAAAGGCAGAAGCAGAUAGCACCAGCACAAGCCUCCUGAAGCGGCAACUAGAUGAGCCGCAGUCCACUUUCUUGGACACCCGUUUCAUUGCCACUGUGCUUUGGCGGGCCCCCACCAUCCUCAAUCUUUCCACAGAAACUCCCUUAGCUAAGCUCCAGUUCUUUGUGGAGCUGGUGGGGGAGGAGGCAACAAGAAGAGUGGCACAGAGUUAUCCGGUGGUUCUGAAACUAUCGGAGGAGAAUCUGCAAGGUAAGGUGGCGGCAUUGGCUGGUUUGAUUGGCCGAGAGAAUGCUUUGCGGGCUGUGGCACGAUUUCCUUCGCUACUAGCUUCUAGUGAAGAUGGCUUGAAGGAAAGUUUCAGAGAGCUUGUGCGAGAAGUGGAAGAGGCAUUGGAGAGCAGUGGAGAAGAGGGAAGUGGGAUGCAAAGUUUGGAUCUUCGAAUCAGACCGCGACAUGUGGCCUUAGUGCGAUUUGGAUAUGAGGUUGUGGCACGCGAGAUGCCUAUUCGGACGAGUGUUGGAGGCAGGAGGGAUGUUGCGAUAGAAGCUGGGAAGCAGAGGAGCAAGCUGUGUUUUGUCUGCUCCUCGCUUUCGGACGAAGUGGAAGGAGUGGAGGGGAUUGAAUUGGGAGCUGAAAACAGGAAGAGCAAGGGAACGGGUGGCAGGCAAGAGCAGCAGUAUCAAGGGGAGGAUGGAGAUGGGACUGGCGGGGGUGUAGCUGCUACAGCUGCCUUUGCUACAGCUGCCUCUGCUACAGCUGUUUCGGCCCUUUCCCUGCCGGACCUGCUACGUCUCUUCCUGUGGGUGGUGGUGUCGCCGGAUGUAGCAGAAGAGCUGCUGUUCAGAGGGCUGCUGCUCUGGCCCUGCAAGAGAGGCUCGGCAGGUCAUAGGCUCGGUAGGAGGCUCAGUAGUAAGGAUCGACACUGCCAUGAUGUCCGCAGCCCUCUUCCUCCCUCCCUCUCCCUCCUCUUCCCCAACAUGGCCCUUGGGAUUGCCGCUGGCCUGCUAACGGUCUAG